This is a messenger RNA of Cinclus cinclus, 1218 nucleotides long. Its product is annotated as betaine--homocysteine S-methyltransferase 1. Gene Ontology annotation, molecular function: betaine-homocysteine S-methyltransferase activity; zinc ion binding. The transcript is spliced from 8 exons. Lineage: Eukaryota; Metazoa; Chordata; Aves; Passeriformes; Cinclidae. The record is from RefSeq and is a predicted model, not a curated record. The coding region runs from base 1 to 1218 and encodes 405 amino acids.
AUGCUGCCGAUGAGGAAGACCGCGAAACAGGGCAAAAGGGGUAUUCUAGAACGCUUGGAUGCCGGAGAAAUUGUGAUCGGAGAUGGGGGAUUUGUCUUUGCUCUUGAAAAGAGGGGAUAUGUAAAAGCUGGGCCUUGGACUCCUGAAGCAACUGUAGAACACCCAGAAGCAGUUCGUCAGCUUCACCGAGAAUUCCUCAGAGCUGGAUCCAAUGUUCUGCAGACCUUCACCUUUUAUGCCAGUGAGGACAAACUAGAGAACAGGGGCAAUUACGUAGCUGAGAAAAUAAGUUGCCAAAAAGUAAAUGAAGCUGCUUGUGACAUUGCAAGAGAAGUGGCUAAUGAAGGUGAUGCUUUAGUGGCUGGAGGAGUCAGUCAAACACCAUCUUACUUAAGCUGCAAGGAUAAAACAGAGGUUAAAGCAGCCUUUCAAAAGCAACUGGAAGUCUUUAUGAAGAAGAAUGUGGACUUCCUAAUUGCAGAGUAUUUUGAACAUGUUGAAGAGGCUGUCUGGGCAGUUGAAGUUCUAAAAGAAUCUGGAAAGCCAGUUGCAGCUACAAUGUGCAUUGGCCCAGAAGGAGACAUGCAUGGAGUGCCCCCUGGACAAUGUGCUGUCCAGCUGGUAAAGGCUGGUGCUUCUAUAGUUGGAGUCAACUGCCAUUUUGAUCCAGAAACUUCCAUCGAAACUGUGAGGCUGAUGAAAGAGGGUUUGCAGGCUGCUAAACUGAAAGCCCACCUAAUGUGCCAGCCACUUGCUUUCCAUACACCUGACUGUGGAAAGCAGGGGUUUAUUGAUCUUCCUGAAUUUCCCUUUGGUCUGGAGCCAAGAAUUGCCACCAGAUGGGACAUUCAAAAAUAUGCAAGAAAGGCCUAUGACUUAGGAAUUCGUUUCAUUGGAGGCUGCUGUGGAUUUGAGCCAUAUCAUAUCCGAGCAAUAGCUGAGGAGUUGGCUCCUGAAAGAGGAUUUUUGCCAGAAGCUUCUGAGAAACAUGGUAGCUGGGGUGAUAACCUGAGCAUGCAUACCAAACCCUGGGUCAGAGCAAGGGCAAGAAAAGAAUACUGGGAGAAUCUGAAGCCUGCUUCAGGCAGGCCAUAUUGUCCUUGCAUGUCAAAGCCAGAUGGCUGGGGAGUGACCAAAGGAGCCAAGGAGCUGAUGCAACAGAAAGAAGCAACAACUGAACAACAGCUGAAGGAGCUCUUCCAGAAAAAGAAGUUCUAA